Molecule: messenger RNA, 2280 nt
Organism: Charadrius vociferus (killdeer)
Lineage: Eukaryota; Metazoa; Chordata; Aves; Charadriiformes; Charadriidae
Product: cytosolic phospholipase A2 epsilon-like
Exons: 17
Coding region: 16-2280 (754 amino acids)
Biological process (GO): glycerophospholipid catabolic process
Cellular component (GO): cytosol
Molecular function (GO): calcium ion binding; calcium-dependent phospholipid binding
Source: RefSeq, a predicted model, not a curated record
GUAAAAAUUGUAAGCAUGAGAAAUCUCCGCAAAGCAGACCUGUUGAGCCAAACUGAUUGCUAUGUCAAACUGUGGCUGCCAACAGCUUCGUGUCGGGAAGCCCAGACAAGAACUGUGCGCAACUGCAGAAACCCUGUCUGGAACGAGACUUUCCACUUCAUGAUACAAAGGGAAGUAAAGAACAUCCUGGAGCUGACAGUCUAUGAUGAGGAUACUUUUACACCAGAUGACCAGCUUUUGACCGUUCGCUUUGAUGUAUCUAAAAUCCAACCUGGAGAAAAAGUUCUCGUGAAUUUUGAGUUGAAUCCAGAGUCUCGUGAAGUUUCCUGUUUGGAAGUACAUGUGAAUGAAACAAAAAUGCAGAGACCUUACACAAGGAGACAUUUCACAUUCACAAUGAAAGGAUCGUAUGAAGAAAUGCAGGACGUUUCCAUAGGUCCUCGCUGCAGUGAAACCACCAUGUUCCACUACGUCAAGCACAGUCAACCCAGACUGCACAUGACGCUGCCAAAGGAGCAUGUUUUCUGUGGUCAUGGCUCAGCUAGGAGGGAAAAGGCUGUGCCUCUCCAUUCUCUGGACUUGGGAAAGAAAGUGACAGUGAUGAGAGGUGCAUCUUAUGAGGUGUCUGUGAACGAGGAAGAUCGUUGCAAGAAUUUAGAUUUGCGAUUAGGGUUUGAUCUAUGCGCAGAGGAGCACGACUUCAUCUGUAAAAGGAAGAAGGUGGUUGCUGCUGCUUUGAAAAAUCUUCUUCAUCUAGAUGAAGACCUGCAGGAAGAUGAGGUGCCAGUGGUGGCAGUCAUGACCACAGCAGGGGGAGUGAGGUCCAUGACGUCUAUGUUUGGCAGUCUUUUGGCUCUCCAGGAGUUAGGUGUUUUGGACUGUGUCUCAUACAUCAGUGGUUUAUCUGCCACAACAUGGACCAUGGCAAAGUUAUACGAAGAUACAAAUUGGUCACAGAAGGAUCUCAGAGGCCCCAUUGGUGAUAUCAGGAAACACGUGAUCAAGAGCAAGCUGAACUGUUUCUCGUUGGAUCAUAUGAAAUAUUAUGAAAAGGAGCUUUGUGAAAGAAAGCAAGAGGGGCACAAGCUGUCCUUUACAGAUUUAUGGGGACUUUUCAUUGAUUGUAUGCUACAUCAUCAGGAAAGUCCUUACAAACUCUCUGAUCAGCAACUGGCAGUAAAUCAGGGGCAGAAUCCACUGCCCAUAUACCUGUCCCUCAAUGUCAAGGAUGACUUUAGCACUCUGGAUUUUAAAGAGUGGGUGGAGUUCACACCUUACGAGGUGGGUUUCCUGAAAUACGGGGCCUUUGUUCGUUCAGAGGAUUUUGGUAGUGAGUUCUUCAUGGGUCACCUGAUGAAGAAGAUUCCAGAGUCCCGCAUCUGCUUCUUGGAAGGCACAUGGAGUAAUAUAUUUUCCCAGAAUUUUAUGGAUGCUGUCUACCUCUCGGGUCAUUCAGAGGACUUCUGGCACAGAUGGACCCGAGACACUGAGCAUGACAUUGAGGAACACCCUGCUCUGCCUGAGAAGCCUCAUGAACAGGCAACUUGCUUAUCCGUUCCCAAAGGCUGCCUUUCCAAUACUCUUCGAGAAAUGAUGACCGGACGGCCGGUGGUUUCAACUUACCAUAACUUCCUCAAGGGCUUGCAGCUACAUAACAAGUAUUUAGAGAAUGAGAGAUUUUGCAUGUGGAAAGACACAGUGCUGGAUUCGUCUCCCAACCAGCUGAAUGAAAUGGGUGACUACCUCAAGCUGGUAGAUACAGCUUUCUUCAUCAACACCAGCUGCCCACCCAUUCUGAGGCCAGAGAGGAAAGUGGAUGUCAUUCUGCAUUUAAAUUACAGUGGAGGAUCACAGACUCUGCCGCUGGACCUGUUCUCAGAGUACUGUUCAGAGCAUGGGAUCCCAUUUCCCGGCACAGAGCUGAGCCAGGAAGACCGGGAACACCUGAAGGAGUGCUAUGUGUUUCAGGACAGCUUAGAGGCUCCAAUCUUGGCCUAUUUCCCACUGGUGUGUGAUACCUUCCGGAAAUACAAGGCACCGAAUGUGGAGCGCAGUCCCACAGAGAUGGAGCAGGGAAGAGUAGAAGUGUCCAACUCUAUUGCUCCCUAUGGUACUGGUCUGCUUACGUAUACUGAGGAGAAUUUCAACAAGUUGCUGAACCUGUGCAGCUACAACAUCCUGAAUAAUAAGCAUUUAAUUCUUCAGGCUUUGCGAACAGCAGUGGAACGAAAGAAGCAAUUUAAAAAGUGUUCAUCGCUUCGGUCAUCUAAACUCUCUUAA